AUGCGGCAUCCUGCAGAUGGGGAGGCAUGGAAAGAGUUCGAUCGAACGUUCCCCGACUUUGCUGCUAAUCCCCGAAAUGUUAGAUUGAGACUUGCCACUGACGGAUUCAAUCCGUAUGGGGUUCUAAACCAACACCACAGCACUUGGCCGAUUUUCGUAUUCCCAUAUAAUUUUCUACCUUGGAAAUGCAUGAAAAAAGAAUACAUGAUGAUGACUGUUUUGAUAAUUGAGGAUCUUGGAAGGUCAAUCGAUGUUUACUUAAGGCCGCUGGUUGAUGAGCUGAAGGAUUUAUGGACAAACGGUGUUCGCACGUACGAUAAAUCAACUGGGAAGAUGUUCACUUUGCGGGCAGCAGUGAAAUCAUUCACUGUACGUAUGCCCUGA
This is a messenger RNA of Prunus armeniaca (apricot), 384 nucleotides long. The record is from the annotation of a GenBank genome assembly. Lineage: Eukaryota; Viridiplantae; Streptophyta; Magnoliopsida; Rosales; Rosaceae.